UAUGUGAAUGUAAGACCUGGAGCGUUUUUUUCCCUAUGCUGAUUUGGGGUAGGAGGGAUGGACCUCAUCUUGUAUUCAGAUAAACAUGAUAGUUAUUUUGCAACUUGCUCUACAAUGGAAAGGGCAUGUGGAGUCACUACGCAAAGUGUACGUUGCUAGAAUUGGCAAAGCUGUUCUAAACAUUUAGAAAGAAGUUGGCUUGAGUGUAUCAAGUGACACUAUAAAUGGAGUUACCUGAAAGUUGGGGGGGUUUUUCUGUUGAUACAACUGGUUGUGUUUUCAGCAGCUGUAGGAAUAUUGCUCUUGGUCACACUGGAUACAAAAUUCUGUUGCUGCAAAACCUGCUAAGGCUUGUCUACACAGGGAACAGCAUGUGAGUGUACAUACUAGCUACUCUGCUUAUGUACCCUGUGAAUGCAUUUGGUGCAUCAGAAGAGUGCCUUAGUAUGAGCUAGCUUACUCCAUGCAAGCCAAAUAGGCAAACUUAUAUUUAGCGAGCGCUAGGUAUGCCCACAGAGGGGGCUUGCAUGGCAUCAUUACUACUUUGAAUGCUUUCUUUGGAGGUGAACCCUGAGAGACAGGUUAGACUUGAUCCAGUCAGCAAACAGUGUUAAAUUUGCUCUUUUCCUUCACUGGAAUCCUGCUUUCUUUAGUCCAACAACCUUCCCUACUUAGCUCGUUCUGAAUCUGCAGCUUCUAAAUGGCAGGCACCUAGUUCAACCUAGAGAGUCCAUUUUUCAGCAAAUUUGCUAUUCUGUGUUGUUCUCCUUUUGUUUUACUGCUAAAUUAGCUUUUUUGCACAUUCCCUAUCGUAUGCGUGUAUAUAUAUUUUUAUUUUAUUUUUUAAAGGAUUGGACCUAUCCCAUGAGAAGAGAGAUGCAGGAAAUUUUACCUGGGUUAUUUUUAGGCCCAUAUUCUUCAGCUAUGAAAAGCAAGCUAUCUACACUUCAGAAGCAUGGAAUAACCCAUGUAAUAUGCAUACGGCAAAAUAUUGAAGCAAACUUCAUCAAGCCAAACUUCCAACAGAUGUUUAGAUAUUUAGUCUUGGAUAUUGCAGAUAAUCCUGUUGAAAAUAUAAUCCGAUUUUUCCCUACGACUAAAGAAUUUAUUGAUGGAAGUUUACAAACUGGAGGAAAAGUUCUUGUCCAUGGAAAUGCAGGGAUUUCUAGAAGUGCUGCCUUAGUAAUUGCAUAUAUUAUGGAAACAUUUGGAGUGAAGUACAGGGAUGCAUUUACUUAUGUUCAAGAAAGAAGAUUCUGUAUCAAUCCUAAUGCUGGAUUUGUCCAUCAACUUCAGGAAUACGAAGCCAUCUAUCUAGCAAAAUUAACUAUCCAGAUGAUGACACCACGGCAGCUGGAAAGAUCGCUAGCUGUUCCAGCUGGUACUACAGGCAGUUUAAAGCGAACACAUGAGGAAGAUGAGGAAUUUGGAAAUAUGCAAGUGACAGCAGCGCAGAACGGAUGAUGUCCAGGGCAACACUAUUCAAGGAUUGUCAAGUCCUGCACAUAGGAGCGAAGAAAAAUUAACAAUGCAAAAUGAACAUACGUAGCUUCUUUUCAAUGACAUGUUGCUUCCAGAUGUCCAUCUGCCUCUGCAGCACACGAAGCAGCAUUUUAAGAUGUUGGACUUCUUGAAUGACUAGAUGGCACUGAUUUGUUUUACUCCUUUUUUACACUUUACAGUUUUAUUCUAAACCAAGAUUUUUGGACUUGCAAAGAGGUAUUAUUGCAAUAAUGCACUUUUCAUACUUGAAAUUUCUUUAUUUGUAUGAUAUAAAGUUAUUACUUUAAACAAAAUGCAAGCUGGGGAUUUGUUUAUAAAGUUAUUUGUGUAAUUUAUAACAAGAGACUUUAGUAAAGAAAAGUUUGCUAAAAUUCA
Molecule: messenger RNA, 1878 nt
Organism: Gavialis gangeticus (Gharial)
Lineage: Eukaryota; Metazoa; Chordata; Crocodylia; Gavialidae
Gene: STYX
Product: serine/threonine/tyrosine interacting protein
Exons: 10
Coding region: 814-1464 (216 amino acids)
Biological process (GO): regulation of ERK1 and ERK2 cascade; negative regulation of SCF-dependent proteasomal ubiquitin-dependent catabolic process; protein dephosphorylation
Cellular component (GO): cytoplasm; nucleoplasm
Molecular function (GO): protein tyrosine/serine/threonine phosphatase activity; F-box domain binding
Source: RefSeq, a predicted model, not a curated record